Phycodurus eques (leafy seadragon) is the source of this 2139-nucleotide messenger RNA. It is a transcript of the gene pgbd5, whose product is annotated as piggyBac transposable element derived 5. Gene Ontology annotation, molecular function: transposase activity. The transcript is spliced from 8 exons. The coding region runs from base 274 to 1914 and encodes 546 amino acids. The record is from RefSeq and is a predicted model, not a curated record. Gene Ontology annotation, biological process: non-replicative DNA transposition. Lineage: Eukaryota; Metazoa; Chordata; Actinopteri; Syngnathiformes; Syngnathidae. Gene Ontology annotation, cellular component: nucleus.
ACUGGGUCGUCGGAGAACUCAAGUCUUUGACUCGGGGGAAGAUGCAUUUCUUUGGACAGGUUGUGCCCACCAGGGGGCGCAAACGUUCCAGAAUCCUUGAGGCGGACCAGCCCCAGAUCGUCAAAACGAAACAGGUGCUCCCGAGCCAUCCCCGAGUGGAGAAGGUGGCGCUUUCCUCCGACAUCGUGACGACUUCCGCGCAGGAGGGAGGACCGAGUGAGUGAUCCGAGCACCGCCACCACUACCGCCGCAGAGGGAGAGAGAGAGCGAGAGAUGGCGGAGUGCGGCCGGAAGGCGCUGUCCCUCCUGGAGGCGGCCCGCUCCCGAUACGAGAGCCUGCAGAUAUCCGACGACGUGUUCGGCGAGUCCGGGGACGACAGCAGCGACAACCCGUUCUACAGCACCUCCGGGGACUCGGACUCGGACGACUACAUCGCCGAGGUGGGCGAGGAGCAACAGCACCACCACCGCCGUCAUCAUCAUCCUCACCACUACCAACACCACCAGCACCAGCACCACCAGAGACGGGCCGACAGGGAGAGCUCACACGGCGGCGGAGGAAGCCCCGGUCCGCCCGGUGCUCUGUCCCGCAGCCAAGCCGAGGAGGAAGGCUGGAAGGAGACCGUGCAGGACGUCACGGUGCCGCCGUUUAAAGGCUCCUACGGCCCCGCUCAGAAGAUGCCGGCGACCGCCAGCGCUCUCGACUUCUUCCAGCUCUUCGUCCCGGACAACUGCAUCCAAAACAUGGUGACGCAAACCAACAUGUACGCCAAGAAGUUUCAGGAGCGCUUCGGCUCGGACGAGGGCUGGCGUCCCGUCACGGCCCAGGAGAUGAAGGCCUUCGUGGGCUUCGUCACGUCCACCAGCGUUCACCACUGCGAGUCGGUGCUCAGCAUCUGGAGCUCGGGCUUUUUCAGCAACCGCAGCAUCGCGCUAAAAAUGAGCCAGGCGCGCUUCGAGAAGAUCCUCAAGUACUUCCACAUUGUGGCCUUCAGGCCGUCGCAGGGAAGCAACCAGGGCCUGUACAAGAUCCAGCCCUUCCUGGACUCGCUGCAGCAGGCUUUUAGCUGCACGUUCAGGCCUUCGCAGACCCAGGUUCUUCACGAACCCUUGAUCGACGAGGACCCGGUCUUUAUCAGCACCUGUACGGAACGUGAGCAGAGGAAGAGGAAGAAGAGGAAGUUCAGUCUUUGGGUUCGACAGUGCACCGCCACUGGAUUCAUCUGUCAGAUUUCGGUGCAUCUGAAGGAGGGCCAAGGUGCGGACGGCCUGGCUGCUUUGAAGUACAAACCUCAGCUGCACAGUCUGGUGGCCAAGCAGCUGUGCCAGAACAUCUCGGGCAAAAACACCAUCGUCUUCACGGGCCCGUCCAUCACCAGUCUCAGCCUCUUCACAGAGUUCAGCAAGCAAGACAUCUACUGCUGCGGUCUGCUGAGCACCAGGAAGAGCGACUGCACGGGUCUGCCUCAGAGCAUGCUGGUGUGCAGCUCCACGCCGGCGCAGCGCGGCCAGUGGCGAGUGAUGAUGCAAGGCAGCAUGUCGCUCAUCAGCUGGUACAACAAGGGACACUUCAGGUUCCUCACCAACGCGUACUCGCCCACUAAACAAGGUCUGAUCAUCAAGAGGAAAAGCGGCGAGGUUCCGUGUCCCCUGGCGGUGGAGGCCUUCGCGGCGCACCUCAGCUACAUCUGCAAAUACGACGACAAGUUCAGCAAGUACUUUAUCUUCCACAAGCCCAACAAGACGUGGCAGCAGGUGUUCUGGCUGAGCAUCAGCAUCGCCAUCAACAACGCCUACGUCCUCUACAAGAUGUCCGACGCUUACGCCGUCAAGCGCUACAGCCGGGCGCAGUUCGGAGAGAGACUGGUGAAGGAGCUGCUGGACGUCGACGACGAAUGUUCGCCCACGCCUUGAGGCGACGAGGGGUUCCUUCACACACUCCCCCUACCCGACACACACAUUCACAUUCACACAAUUCCUCGCGCCUGUACAGACUGUGUGUCACCAUGCCGAAGCAGUGCCAACUUGUGCUCGGGUCCUUAUCGGUUGUACUGUAAAAGAUAUGUAACAUCACUUAUCCAGUUGGAGCAGUUGCAGGAUGGAGAGGAUUGAUGCCUAUAAAGAUUUGUCAAAACAUUA